GCGACGGUGUCAUCUGCUGCCUGUCAGGUGCAAGAGCAGCGACACCUGCUGGUGGGCGUGGUUAGGAGCGGGAGGAUCGGCCGCUGCAGGUUGUUGGCGGGUGACGUGUCUUCCCCGCCCCGGGCAGGUGAGGAAGAGGAAGGCGUGCGGCAGGUGUAAACGGUGUCCUGGCCGGAGAUGUGGCGGCUCCAGCGGGUGUCUUCUCUCCGGGAGGCCCUUCCUGGUGUGGGGGGGACCCCUGUAUCAUCGUAACAACCGCAGCAUCAGAUUUGGACGCGGCUCCCCAGCCAAGAACAUGAGUGUCACCAAGCAGUGGGACAUCAGCCAGGCUCUGGCCAUCGCUGGCCUGUUCCAUUUCUUCCAUGGCAUUGGAAAGUUCUGCCUUAACCCUUUCUUAACCAUCUUCUUCCGAUACCUGGGAAUGAGCCCUCCUUUUGUAGGGAUGAUAAUGGGGUUGAAACACGUCAUUCACGUUUUGGGUGCACCUCUGUGCUCUUACAUGGCCAAAACAAACUAUAAGAGAAGGGUUCUCAUCACAACCUCUCUGCUGCUGUCAGCCAUAACUGCCGUAGCCUUCACUUUCUGUGCCCCAUUGGAAAGUCAUAUGGUCUUAAGAUACUGUAAUCUUAGCAUUCCUUGGAAGGAGAAGUUGAUCACUCCUGGUAGUAUGGAUAUGGAGUUGUUUGGACCAGAGGACAAUGCAAGUUUUCUGAUUCCUGAAGGUUCUCCGACACCUGGACUUGCACUGACCUUAUUUACAGAAGAUGCCAGCAGUGAGCCAGUAGAGACUUUGACUAUAAAUUUCACAACCAUGGAGAAUAGAACAAACUUAGAUAUAACAUUAGCACUUUCCAGUCCAACUCAACUUACAGAGACCAGCACUCCACAUCAGAAAAGGCGUAAAACACUUAUUAAACAAUCUGCAAAACUGAGAGAGAAUUCCACCAGCUCUAUGUUUGAGAACAUCUCUUCUGUGACAUCUUUCCAACCUAAACUGUCCAAUCAUUCUGCCCAUAAGAAGAAAGUCAGAGAAACCAGCUUGGGCAUCCACAUUUUAGAACAUCUCCUCGAUAGAGAAAACAAGAUAUUCCUGGUAGUUCUGGGCAUGAUCAUGGUCUGGUCUGUCUUCACGGCUCCAUUGAAGUGGACAGCAGAUGACAGCCUAUAUGAGUAUCUCGACUUUGUAGAUGCCACGGACCGGCAUGGUAAAGUGUGGAUAUGGAGCCACUCGGGCGCUUGCAUUGGCUCUUUUGCCAUUGUGUUUUUGAUAGAAAGUCUCAGUUGCUUCCUGACCACAGAUAUCCCCAGAAUCUAUCUUCAUUUUUAUGGCUACUCUGCAUUUAUGAUCAUCACAGGAAUUCUUAGCACUUUUUAUCCUAUACACGUCUCCAAGAAAACGGAACACACAAACAAGACCAUCAAAGCCCUGAGUCUUAUCGGAAGCGAUGGUCGAGUAAUCCUGCUGUCCAUCACCGUAUUUUUGACUGGUGCCAUCUGGUCUACAGCGCACAACUUUUUAUUUUGGCAGAUGCAGGAUGUGGGCUGCUCAGAACUCUAUAUGGGAAUCUCUGUCGCUAUUGCCCUUUUCUCCGAAAUUGUGCUCCACUUCUUCAAAAAUAAACUAUUUAGAGUCUUCUCAGUCAAAUGGAUUGUGGUCAUUGGCCUCGGCUGUCUGGCGGUACAGAUGGUAUAUUACUCCUUCUUAUGGACACCUUGGGCCGUGUGGCUCAUUCAGGUUUUGAGUGCCUUUAGCAAUGGAGCCCUCAUCUGGGCUGUGAAUGCCCAAGCCAAUGACGUGGCUACGCCAGGUACAGAGAGGUCCCUGCAGCUGGUUCUGCACUGCUUGUCACAUGACUUUGGCGCCAGCCUGGGUAGCAUUGUCAGUGGUUUCAUCAUCAGUGCUUUUGGCCUCCCUAUACUGUUCCAAGCGUGCAGCGUGACUCUGCUGCUGUGGAUUUCUCUGUUCUUGUUGAUCCAUCCCAGACUUCCACAUACGAAGAAAAUAAACUAUUCACGGCUCUUGGCUGCGGACAACAGCGACAUGAGUGACACUGACGAUGACCAGGAGCGAGACUGGCUUGUUAAAGCGAUGAAAGAUGAUAGCAAACAAUGGUAGCCUGUUAUAAAGUGCAUGAUUUCCAGCACCAUGGACAUUCUAAUGUACUACAUCGCUCUAUGAAAAAAUAUAUAAUAUUUUAUUACA
Molecule: messenger RNA, 2203 nt
Organism: Hyla sarda
Lineage: Eukaryota; Metazoa; Chordata; Amphibia; Anura; Hylidae
Gene: MFSD6L
Product: major facilitator superfamily domain containing 6 like
Exons: 2
Coding region: 296-2116 (606 amino acids)
Cellular component (GO): membrane
Source: RefSeq, a predicted model, not a curated record